CCCGUCGAACGCCGAGAACCAAUCGAAGAUAAUCUAGGAGUCCAGCAUUCCAUUCUGUCAAAAAACAAACAAACAAGAAAAACAUUUCGGUUUUGCAUAAUAGCAACACACGACAAUGCGUUUCGCAAACGCGUGUUGAUCCUGCAGUGAACUGAAGUCAGCCUGCUUACUGAACCGUAAACGCGUAAAGGAAGCGCAGGAAAUCGCAGUUUAACUUUGAAGACAGAAAAAAAAAAAAAGAGAAAAUACAGCCAAGCACCGCCGGACAGGACAGCAGGUCUAACCGAGUCGCGUUUCUGAAAUAGGAAUCCUAUACUGAUUAUUGUAUAUCAUUAGUUAUUACCGAACAAUUAACAGCAUCGACAGCAAUAGCCUGGAUCCUGUCAGUUGUUUUGUUUUUUUUUUUAAUAGUUUAUUUCCUUGUUUUUUGCACAACAUACACCAGACGACGUGUUUUUGGUUUUAAAUUUAAAACCAGUCGGUUGUUUUAAGCGAUAUUGCUGUUUGUCUUUAUAAGAUCGUUUACCCGUAGCCUAUCCGUGUGGUAAUGUCGGGGUCACUUGUUUAGUUUCACUUUGUGUUUUCACAGUAAAUCAGCUUUUAAACGACACGUUUUAUUGUGAAGUGAAGCGACCAGGUAUUUCUUGUUCUGAAUCUGGUUUUCUAAAAAAAAAAAAUAUAGUUUUCCCGUUGCUAAGUUUGUUUUGUGUUCGGGUCAUACUUUUGUUACCAGUUUUAAACGGAACUACACGCCCAUUUAUAUCAGUAUUUCACCCGGGCCCGCAGUAUAAUCAACAAGGCUUUGUGCGUAUAAUUGUACUUUAUCACGCGGUUUAUGUUAUGUGUGUUUUAUCUGUGUAUCCUGAUGGUGUUUACAUCUGUUAAUACAUCGAUAUUUUUAUGACUUUUUAAUUUGUAUUUGUGUUUUGCUAUUUAGAACGUGCCUAAAAAGCCAUUUUUUUUAAGUUUCAAAAGAUACAGUUCAACACCUAAUAAAGUAAACUUUAUUAUAAGGCUUAACAUGUAUAGUGUUUAAUAAUACUAAUAAUAAUAAUAAUAAAUAAUAAUAAUAAUAAUAAUAAUAAUAAUAAUAAUAAUAAUAACUUUAAAUUGAUAAGGUUAAUCUGACUUUUGGUUGGCUGUUUCAUAAAUAUACUGCUUUCUGGAGAGACACAAGUUCGCAACCGCUUCCCUGAACCCAGCGGUUUUUUCUCGGACCCCUGGCCGUCUGAAAUGAACCCGAACCCCGCUGACCACCACGUAGAGCUGGACGAGUUCGCAGCGCCGGCCGGGGCGGAGGGCACACUGCGGUCCUACAAAGCGCGAGUUGAGGCUAUUUUCAGGGUCGCGUUUAAUAUCCUCGGGGUCCUUUCUACGGCAGGGGAGCCCUGCAGCUCACACAGCGCGGACUGUAACGGGGAGGACCAGCAGACAUGGCUGCAGCUCAGAGGGAGACGGGCCGACGUGCAAGCAGCCAAGGUGUUUAUCAGGGGGCUGUGCUCCCAGGAGCUGCAGAUGGAGGUGCUGUACCCCCGGGACCUGCACUGCGUCUUCACCGGAGCCCGGCAGCUCUUCCUGGAGUGUCUGAUCAGAGGGAGCAGCGCAUUCAUCGUGGUGGGGUCUCAAGGUCAUCUAAUCCUCUUGGGCCUCACUGAGCCUGUGGUUCUGGCCAGGAGCAGGAUUCUGGACCUGGUGGAGAAGUACAAGCACAACCAGUGCUUACCAGAACCACGUGAAACGGCCACCAAGAACAGAUUCAAAACGCUGGUGGAGAGCAGAGCAGACAAGCACACCCUGGACCUGCUGUUGCUGCCCAGCGCUGUGAAGGAGGAGCUGCUGGAGCUGGCAUCGGCAUGCACGGAGCCGGGGAGCCCCAGACUGAAGCACAGAGCCUGCGCCCCCACUAUGAACACCCCCUCUGUGACACAGCAGGCUGAGGAAUCCACAGAACCCCAAUUUGACAUUUUGUACCCACCAUGGAUGGACCCCCAAACACCACCGUUGGACCCUCGUCAUCCCCAACUGCACCAGGUCUCGGACAGCCUGCCCCUCUCCUCCAGCACGGAGAAGGAGUCUCAGAUCCUGCUCAAGUUCUUCACCACCAUGGGCUACCAGGAGGAGGUGGUGGGGAAGGUGCUGGCUGAGUCUGGGCUGGUGGAAGCCUCUCAGAUUCUGGACAGGAUUCAGCAGGAGCAGGAGAGCAGUUUCCCGGAGGAGGAAGAGGAGCCCGACUUGGGCAGCGACGACUUCGUCUUGGGGGUCAUCAAAUCGGCAGCUGCGCGCUGUGGCUACACGGAGGAGGAGGUGCUGGAGGUGUACAAGGAGUCAGGAGGGGCCUCCAUUCACGGACUCCUGGCUCAGCUACAAGCAGACAGGGAGGGGGAGGCUGGGGGCCCCCAGUCCCACAAUGCUGGGAGAUCGACGGACAGAGGAGCCGUGGGACCAGAGCGUGCUACUAAACCCAACAAACUGGAAGAAUCUCGGGAGACAAUGGAGGAGAGGGAAGUGGAGACCAGAUUGGAUCACUACAGCAACCAGAUUAUGAUGGCUUACCAACAUUUAGAAGAAAAUAACAAGAAGCCUGACCAAGCUGUGGGAGUCUACCAGGACCAAACUCUAAACCAGCGAGACACGGACCUUGAUUUCCUUGAUCAAGCUCCUCAGUGCACAUCCAAAAAGAACCGCGCUAAAGCCGGCAGCCCCCCUUUGCUUGACCACACCAGGCCCAAAAUGGACAGGUGUUCCCUACCGACUGUGAAAGGCCCCCCUCACAACUUCUACAACUCGGAGAAGCAAGACAGCCCCCUGCUGGACCCCCAGCUGAAUUGUCCAGCGAGGGGGGGCAAGGCAGUGCGGGGUAAAAACAGGAAGAGAACCCCUGAGAGGGGGGUCAUGGUGACAGGGCAGCAGCGCUAUCUGGAGGCCCUGCAGACGCCCUUUGACCUCAGGCUGACCGACGCCCCCGGAGAGGAGAGCCUUCGACACGUGAUCAUCGAUGGGAGCAACGUGGCCAUGACGCAUGGUCUGGGGCAUUUCUUCUCCUGUCGAGGGAUCGCCCUGGCGGUGCAGUACUUUUGGAAUAAAGGACAUAGAAACAUUACUGUCUUUGUACCCCAGUGGAGACAGAAGAGAGAUGCCAGAAUCAAAGAACAGAAGUAUCUGACAGAGCUGCAGAAUGUGGGUCUGCUCUCCUACACGCCGUCGAGAGAGGUGGAGGGGAAGAGGAUCACUGCGCACGAUGACCGGUUCAUGCUGCAGUUAGCGGAGAAGGCAGAUGGAGUGAUCCUGACCAACGACAAUCUCCGAGACUUCAUCGAUGAGUCCCCGGCCUGGAGAAACCUGAUCAAGAGAAGGCUGCUUCAGUACACGUUUGCCGGUGACCUCUUCAUGGUACCAGAUGAUCCAUUGGGCAGAAGUGGACCGCACCUGGACGAAUUCCUGUCUAAAACACACGGAUCCCCAGCUGCGGGCAGCCACACAUACGCAGGCAGAGUUCCAAUCCCAAUCUCUUCCCCACCAAGAGCCCAAACUGAGGUCCUGCAGUACCGAGACCACGCACUAGGGGGAGCUGCGGGAGUCCCACAGUACAGGGGCAGGCCAGCAGAUUUAAGCAGAGAAGCAGGACAGCAGUACCCCAGCAAGCCAGCAGGUGUCAACAGAGUAGAGAAAGGACUCCUGCAGUACCCCAGCAGGCCAGCAGAUGUCAGCAGAGCAGAGACAGGACUGCAGUACCCUACCGGUCCAGCAGGUGUCAGCAGGGAGGCCCUAGAGGGUCACACAGGGCAUAGGAGAGCACAGGAGACCGAAUGCUUGAAGCAGCAGCUGUUGGAAGUCUUCUCUGAUCAGGAAAGUGCCGUGGACAUCGUGUUGAACUGCAACCCGACUGUCCGCGAUGUGAACAAGCUUUCAGAAAUGAUACUCGGCUUUGAGAUGUGAUUUGUGUAUUUGAACUGUAGUGGGCUCUGACUGGGCCAGACCCUGCUUCUGCAUAAUUUGUCAUUCUGCUCCCAGUACCCGAAGAAGAAAUGCUGACCAGAUCACAAUCACAGUCAAAAAAAAAAAAAAAAGUGAACAUUUUUCUGGACUCUUUGGAAAGAAAUCUUGUCAGGUUAAGGGUUGUGGACCAGCUGCAGAGAGCAGACAUGUUUGAGAGCUCUAUUGAAGACAUUACACACUAUUGUUAUGCUUAUGUGUUUAUAAUGUGGAUAGUGCAUCGGCCACAUGGAACUCACCUGAUUUAAAAGGCAACAAUUUGUUUUUAAUUGAAAGUACUCUGGAGAUUAUACACACAGCACAAUCGAAUAGUGUGAUUUAAAAGUUUAACCAGCUUUCAGUUGAAAUGUGUUGGUCCAGUGAGACCUUAAAGGAAAAUUAUUUGGAACCACCCAUCCCUAAUAAUAUAUAUA
Polyodon spathula (Mississippi paddlefish) is the source of this 4406-nucleotide messenger RNA. RefSeq names its product NEDD4-binding protein 1-like. The transcript has 8 exons. Gene Ontology annotation, molecular function: mRNA binding; RNA endonuclease activity. Bases 1234 to 3936 code for a protein of 900 amino acids. The record is from RefSeq and is a predicted model, not a curated record. Gene Ontology annotation, cellular component: cytoplasmic ribonucleoprotein granule; nucleus. NCBI's taxonomy places the organism in Eukaryota, Metazoa, Chordata, Actinopteri, Acipenseriformes, Polyodontidae.